Nelumbo nucifera (sacred lotus) is the source of this 2101-nucleotide messenger RNA. Its product is annotated as MLO-like protein 12. Gene Ontology annotation, biological process: defense response. Gene Ontology annotation, cellular component: membrane. The record is from RefSeq and is a predicted model, not a curated record. Lineage: Eukaryota; Viridiplantae; Streptophyta; Magnoliopsida; Proteales; Nelumbonaceae.
GAGAAAAUCAAGAAGAGAGAUCUAGAGGAUAUAUCGUCAUGGAACGUUCCCUUGAGGAGACACCAUCAUGGGCUCUUUCGAUCGUCUGUUUGGCUCUCACCCUCCUUUCUGUCCUCAUAGAGGGUGCCAUUCGCCUUCUCACCAAGGCUCUCAAAAGAAGGAAAAGAAAGUCGCUAAGCCAUGCUUUUGGGAAGAUCAAGACUGAAUUGAUGAUUCUGGGUUUAUUGUCAUUGCUUCUAACCGUUGCCGAAAGCCCCAUAUCAAAAAUAUGCGUCACCAAGGCAGUGGGGAAUUCCUUUCUUCCUUGCCAAGACCCUUUCCACACCGAUGAUGAUGAACCUGCUUUUUCCUCCGCUACUGAAAUCCUGGGAUCCAACGGAACACUUACAACUGGCCAUCAAAGUGAAAUCACAGGCGGAGAUGAAAACUGCAAGGCGAAGGGAAUGGUUUCGCUAAUAUCAAAGGAAGGUAUCAAGCAACUGCACAUCUUCAUCUUUGUGUUGGCGGUGUUUCAUGUUCUAUACUGUGUUCUAACCAUGUUUCUAGGAAUGGCCAAGUCUGUUAGCAGAGGUUACAGAGCAGGGUGUAUACAUGAGGCCAACUGGCUAGACCACGGAGAGCCUGCAGUUCUACGAGGUCCAUCCCGCCUCUUCACUAAGGAAGUGAUGCCGAGUGACCAUCUCAACUGCUGGGUCAUCGGCAAGAUGAGCAAAUGGAAAGCCUGGGAAGAAGAGACGAAGACCCUUGAGUAUCAAAUCGCUAACGAUCCGCGGAGGUUCAGGCUCACCCGUGACACAUCAUUCGGACGACGCCAUCUAAAAUUUUGGAGUGACAAUCCUCUUAUGCUUUGGCUCGUUUGUGUCCUUAGGCAGUUCAGUGGCUCGGUUACUAAGGCGGAUUACUUCACUCUCCGUAACGGGUUUAUUGUGGCCCACAAUAUUGCUGAGGGCAGUGACUUCGACUUCCGGAAAUUCCUUAAUACAGCUUUCGACCAUGAUUUUGAAAAGGUGGUGGGAAUCAGCUUUUGGAUCUGGAUCUUCUCCAUAUUCUUCAUCUUUUUCAGUGCACAUGAAUUUUAUAACUAUUUUUGGCUACCCUUUGUACCUCUAAUGAUGGUUCUGGUAAUUGGGACAAAGUUACAAGUUAUCAUCACCAAAAUGUAUCUGGAGAGUCCUAACAAGUCGACCGUGGUUCAGGGGACCUUUCUUGUGAAGCCCAAUGAUGACCUCUUCUGGUUUGGUCGACCACAAUGGCUUCUCUAUCUCAUCCAUUUCAUCUUAUUCCAGAACUCAUUUCAACUGGCAUUCUUCACUUGGACAUGGUACGAGUUUGGUUUAAGAUCUUGUUUCCACCGGAAGACAGAAGACAUCACCAUAAGGAUUGCCAUGGGCGUGAUUGUUCAGUUACUCUGUGGAUACGUGACCCUCCCGCUAUAUGCACUUGUCACACAGAUGGGUUCAAGCAUGAAAGCAGCAGUAUUCACUGAAAGCGUCUCCAAGGGUCUCAGACACUGGCAAAACCAAGCAAGGCGAAGUCUGUCCAGGAACAUAUCCAUCUCAUCGGAACCCUAUCCUACUAACGUCACAGAAAGUUCAUUUUCUGAUGUGCAAGAGCCUAGUCCUCCAUAUGAACACCUACCUUCCCCUUCUGUCACAAGUCCUCGCCCAGAAUUCAGUGAAGACCAAGUGCAACAUAAGAAUCUCCUUUCCCCUGGAGUUGAGAACUCUUCGACCAUUGAAAUUAUUGAGGAGACGGUCGAAAAUAAAACCAUCGCGAGAGAACCCUUUGAUGGUGAGAUCUCCUUCGGAACCUCUUGGAAAGGACUGGAAAGUGAGAAGCCAAUCACUUCAGUGCCGGAUGAUACCUCAUCUGACGUUACAGUAACUUAGCUUAUACUCCUUUGUACAUUCUUCAUCUUCAUCCUGUAAUGAAAAAGAAAACUCAUCUGUCAUCACGAACAACAAAUGCCAUUGUUCUUCCAAUAUAUUCUAGCUACGUAGGAGCAUGGAUUUGUACGUAUAUGAAGUCAACUAACCAAGUACAGCAAUAUCUACUUUCCGAUGCCUAUUAGAAAUGAAGUACAGUGAUUUUUUUUUUUAUA